Messenger RNA from Lepisosteus oculatus (spotted gar), 6616 nucleotides. NCBI's taxonomy places the organism in Eukaryota, Metazoa, Chordata, Actinopteri, Semionotiformes, Lepisosteidae. The record is from RefSeq and is a predicted model, not a curated record.
GAUUGUACCCAUCGGUCAUGCUAAUAAAGCACCUUGAAUUGAAUUGAAUUGUUUGGGGAAAAAGCGUGCAGGAAGACCGGGAGAGGGUGAGAGUUUGAGUGAGGCAGAAGAGCAUCCAAAAGACAGGAGGAGAAGACUGUUUAAGAGACUCAGCAACUCGGAAGAGUUUGGGAGAAAUGAAGAAAGAGAAUGAGAAAGCAAAAGUAGGACACAGAAGGGAAAACACGGAGCAGGGGAGAGUGACAAAGACAGAAAGCAAGGGAAAACAAGAGAGGAACAUACUAUUUUGUCCGAAACUGUGAUCAUUGAAGGAGUAUUUCACAUAGGCCUUUUUUCCCACGUUGAGGACUGACUACUGAGAAGAGACGCAGGCAUACCCCGUGCGUGCGUUCUAUAAACACCGCACACAGGAACUGAAACACCCAGGAUGCACCAGCCUCUUGCCUUGUUUCAGUAUGUCAUGUGACCGCGCCGGCCUCAGCGGUUGCCGCGACAAUGGAACUGAUGAGCAGAACGCCUCCACUACCUGUGUCACAGGAAGUCAGCCAGCCUCUUCCUGUAUCAGUGCGCGAGAUGCACAGCCCCAGGCAGAGGAAGAGAAAGUGGGGGUGGGGAGCAGAGAAUGGUGGAAAACAGUGAAAGGGAGUAAGAGAGGGAGGCAUUUCACUUCUUCCAAGCUUUAUUAACAAAAAGUGACAAAUCUGACAUUCCUACCACACUCUUAACAGCACUUAACGUAUCGCAGAAGCUUCAGAGCUUUAAAACUACUGUUGAGUGAUAAAAAAAGUUCAGAUAUAAUACAAAAAAACACUGUACCAAUAGAUAUUUAAAUGAAGUCUGUUAAAUGCUAAAAAAUCUAAUAUUAAGCAAAAUCUAUAAAUUCUCUGAUAAUAGAACCAGAGAGAUAAAAACAGUUUUGUGCUCUGAAAGUCCCACACUGCUUGAUCGAAAGCCCAGAUCAGGCUAAAGGUAUUCAAGUUCUGCAAGGCAGUUAAAGUUGAAGUCCAGGCAGCUCUGUGGACAGAAAGAGACCAGAUUCCUCGGCCAGACUUUCCCAGUCCUAAUGAUCAUCAACAGGAGAGCAGCCAGCAGACAGGUGUCUCAUAGCUCUCUCAAAGUGCAUUGAUAUCCUGUCUCAAGCAAUUUGGAAUCGCCGCUAUAAAUCCCAAGACCGUACACGGGGAAAAUGAGGAAGUGUAAACCGACUCUUCCCACGUGCCCACCUUUCAGCCAAUCAUCUUUUAACGCGUCACAGGAAGCACAGCCCCAUACAGGAGGAUCAAAGCUGAUUGGUGGAAAGGUGGGUUCCUCGCUGAUAACACUGAGAGCCCUAAUGCAUGAUUUGGAGAACCUGGGUCACGAUCAGCUAGUGACAGGACCCAGGUUCGAACCUGCUUUACUGGUUGAGUAACUCAGGAGGCCCCAUUCUGCCCUGGUUGAGGCUGGGGGAGAGGAGGGAGAUGAGGAAGCUAUCAUAUCGUGAGUGAGAAAGCCGCAGUGAGUUCAUACUGGAUUCUGAAUGAGAUUAAGAAAAGGCCAGAAGAAAGGAGGGAGGCAGUGGAUUGAGAGGAAGAGAGAGAAGGGCGAGACAGAGACGGAAAACUGUUCAGACCGGAUGGACUGUUGAAUUGUGUAAUACCUUUGGCCGCAGUGAUGUUAUUAGCUAGGCUGAUAAAAUACCUUUGAAUUGAAGUGAGAUAGAGGGAAGGAGAGAGAGAGGAAAGGGAGCACAAAGACACAGGGUUGAGAGAGCAGGGAGAUGUGGGUGACAGAAUGACGUCUGGCAAUGGAGUACAAAAUUGAUCCCUAUAAAUAUUUGUUUUGUGAUAAAUACCUUUUUUAUAUAUUUCUGUUGAUGAAUGACUUUAUUUUCCUUGCAACCACAUAUCAGAUGCAGCUAAAACCUUUUUAAUUCUCUCUUAGCUUUUCCUUUUAAGCUGCAAACACGAAUUGCUUGGUUGCCACGAUUAGAAAUGAUUGCUAACUGUGAACCCACAAUGCUACAGUGAUUGAUCUGUCCUGCUCAUAAAGGAGUGUUUGGGGGACCGAGCCAGGGAGGAGAAGAGAAUGAGAGAGUGGGUGGAGGAAGAGUGUGAGUGAGAAAGCUGGAGGAGGGCAGAAAGCUCCCGUCUCACCCACGGGUGAUCUCAGGCUGCAGAAAGGAGACAGCAUGGUAGAUACAAAGGGACACAGCUCUGGUUUUGAGUCAGCCCGAGCGCAAAACAGAGGUCUGAAGAUUACUGCCUGGAGAUUUUUCUGCUCUAAUCUGGAGGGUUUGCUGCUUCCGAAGAGGGAGGUGUUAAAAUCCGUGGUCACUAGCCAACUGGCAGAGUGCGUGCCGAGAGGAGAAAGGGAGAGGGCGAUGGAGUGCGAGAAGGGGAGAGGGAAGGAUCUGGAGAGGGCAGCAGGAAGAAGGGGGAGGGAGGGAGGAGGAGAGAGUUCUGGUAGGAUGUGCGGGUGAUCCAAUGACUGACACACCCUCCCACCAGGGAGUUCCCCUGCACACAGACCCACAGGGACGUAUCCACAGACUCCAGGCAGGUAAGCAAGAGAGGAGGCUGCUCAACGCCUCCCACUCGUUUAGAUUGCUAGUAGCUAAUGCCUCUCAUCGGCUUGUGUGGGAACAGGUACAAACGAGAGGCCAUUCGGUCCAUGUGGUCAUUAGUAGCUAAUUGAUCUGAGGAUCUCAUCCACCCUUUUUUGUGAAAGUAGCCAGCGUAUCGGUUUUAACAACACGGCCGGGUGACUUGUUCCAUACUCCCACCACCCUUUGUGUAAAGAUGCAAAGAUGCGCCACCUGAUCCAAUCAGAGGGUCUCAUCCUUCCCUUUCCAGAAAUAAGCCAGGGUAAUGGCUUCAAUAACAUGGCUGGGUAGCUUUCUCCAUACUCCCACCACCCUUUGCGUAAAGAAGUGCCUCCUGUUCCCAAUGCACUUCUCGGUACUUUUCAGUUGUGCUGUGGUUCAUGUUUUACAGCCCCUCCUUGUCUAACAGUGGUCAAGGUGAAGGGGGAUUUCAAAAAGGACCUAGCCAGAAUCAUGCCCCUUCAUACACACAUACCUGGGUUGGGGAAACAUUAACAAGACCCCCCACUUUAAACAAAUGGGGAACAAGGGUCAGUGGAUGGAAUAUGGGUUAUUGAAGGUUUGUGGAGGAGGUGGAUUCAGUUUUCUAACGGACGUGAGUUAGUGGGUUAGGCACUUGGUCAAAGAAAACAGAGAAAGAAUUUAGGAAAAACUCACCACCACCCCCUUAUUCUACAGAACAUCUACCCUGACACUGGGAGACCUGGACCUGAACCAUGUUCCUCUAUCGCACUACCUCUAAAAAAAUAAAGGAAGAAAAAGGCAUUGGGGUGAAUCAGCCGUGAUUCAGUGGAAGUCGUUUUAUGAGAAAUCGGGCUCGUUUUUAAGAAGCCCACAGUUUAAUUACCGGGGAUUUUAUUACGAAAAUCUGCUGCUGCCGCUUGUCCGCCGACUGCUGAUGUCAUCAAAUCACACACACGCGUACACGGGGCGGGGGGGGUAUCCCCAGAGCUCCACGUGCUGGCAGGCCUGGCAAGAGCGAUGACGCCACUAACCAUAUAUGGCUCGCCGACAAAGAGCGCCCGCCGCCAUAUAUGGAAGUUCCGUCCGUGACGUUUUUUCCUUUUGUCAGGGGAAAAGAGGCGGGGCCCAGUGGGCAGGCUGCGCUUAUAAAACUAAGGGCCCGCCCCACCCUCGCCUGUCUUUCACAGCUGUUACACUAAGGAGACAAAGGUCGAGAGGGGAAGACAGCCAGCCUCAUCUGCGUGACAUCAAGUAUACUGUCCUGUACGCUGUCGUAGCUCUUAAAUGGAGGCAUAAACUUAAAUACCGAGUUCAUGAACAGUCCGUAGCAAAACAACCAACGUGAAAAAAAUCACCUCUGCCAUCAGUGGUCCACCACGUCUACAUUAGUGAAGUAAAUAAAAAUAAACUGAAGUAUAUUGAAGGGGAAGGAGGUAUCUUUUCCCCCCAAAAGAAAAAACAGUGAACACUACUUUCCAGAAGAGGAACACGGAUUCGGGGGUCUGUUGUUGUUUUUUUUACCGUUAGUUUGCCCGUGAUGGGAACGACCAACGUGCUGGAUAUUGAGGGCGGCGAGCUGGUCCAUAUUCUGCGGACGCCCCGCGACCACUUCUCGUCCGGCGGGUGCGUGGUGCUGGACUGCCGCCCCUUCCUCUCCUUCUCCCGGGUCCACGUCCGGGACUCCCGCAACGUCAACUGGAACUCCAUGCUGCGGCGGAGGUCGAAGGGGUCGGCGGUGAGCCUGGAGUGGAUCGUCCCGGACAAGGCGCUGCUCGCCCGCCUGCGCGGCGGGGAGUUCUCGCCGGUGGUGGUGCUGGACGAGGACAGCCGGUCCGUGAAGGACCUGAAAGCCGAGAGCCUGGCCAGCAUGCUUCUGAACGCCCUGCACGGCGAGCUGGAGCCGGGCAAAUCUCAGAUCUGCUUUCUGCAAGGGGGAUUCGAGGGGUUCUUCGCCUUGUGCCCGGAGCUCUGUGUCCAUUCCCCGGGUCUCUGCGGCGGUCCUGCCGCGCCCAGAGACGCCGAACCCGGCGUGUCCGGCAGGAGCACCCCGCUGUACGAUCAGGACGGCCCCGUGGAGAUCCUCCCCUUCCUGUACCUGGGCAGCGCCUGGCACUCCUCGCGGCGCGAGGCGCUGGCGGCGCGCGGCAUCACGGCGGUGCUGAACGUCUCCUCCUCGUGCCCCAACCUGUUCGAGGGCGAGCUGCGCUACAAGACGCUGCCCGUGGAGGACAGCCUGGCGGCGGACAUCAGCGCCACCUUCCCCGAGGCCAUCGGCUUCAUCGACUCGGUGAAGGAGAGCGGCGGCCGGGUUCUGGUCCAUUGCCAGGCGGGCAUCUCCCGCUCGGCCACCAUCUGCCUGGCCUACCUCAUCGUGUCGCGCCGCGUGCGCCUGGACGAGGCCUUCGCCUUCGUCAAGCAGCGGCGCGGCGUCAUCUCGCCCAACCUGUCCUUCAUGGGCCAGCUCCUGCAGUUCGAGACCGACGUGCUGUGCCACUGAGCGCGCCCUCCGCCGUCCCUCGCAACGCGGGCACCGGGGAUAGGCAAUGUGACCUCCUCCUCCUCUCUCCUGGGUCUCGUUACCGUCUCCGCGAGGCGCACGGGACAGCACUUCCUUCUCGGUUUCCGGCCCGGACCAGCCCGCUCAUGUCGGUGUCCUGCGGGCAGUUCAGCCGGGAGGGGGGCUGGCGACAGAACAAAGCACUGACUGGCGGGUUUCUGGGAGGCGCGCGGGACUGGACGCGGACUGCUCCGGACGCUGCUGUUGAAGCAGGUUUUCCUGGGAGUCUUCAAGAACGGGGUACCGACGAGGGGAGGUGGGGUGAUGGGUCUUCUCCGGCGACCAGACUGUCCUGUUUUCCCGAGGCCACGCAGACCGCGUGCUGGCGCGCGGGUCAGUCUGCGAUGAGCGCUCGUUCGGGCCCCCGAGAGACAGUGGGCAGCCCUACCAGGAUUCGAACCCGGGCCAUUUCAGUAUCCUGUCCCUGUGGGAAUCUUUUUUUUUUGUUCCGGGGGGGGGGGAGACUUAAAUUAGGGCUGUUUGAAUGCGGGUGGACACGAUUCACAAUUCUCUGAGUUUUUACCAGAAAUCUGGGACUGAAAUGCCCUCGGAAGCUUGAACUGGAGACCACCCGAGCUGUUCAAACUGAGAUACCGGACACAAGUCCUGGCUGCUUUGAGCUGUCUUCCAUUGUUACAUUGACGCCAAUCAGACUGCGAGAAGGCUGUGCUGGGUCUGUCAUCACCCAUGUGCACGCCACAUCACACCCAUCCAAUAGAGUUUGGCUGCCCCUGCCAAUAACACUAACUGCCCCUUUACUACAAAAGAUCUCAAGGAUUUUCCUGCUGGUGCUAGGAUCGUUGCUUUUAUGUAGCCCAGUACAAGAUUUUGUUUUCUGGUUGUACAACGAAUCGCAAAAACAUCAGGGUUGCCUGUGCUGCCGGAUCAGCUAGUCCUGUCUGCGAGCUCGGACCGGUGCCAGUUAUCAUCCUGAGCUGGAUGAGCUGAACAACGAGCUGUGGACCAUAAAAGCAAUAAGUACAAUCAAACAUUCUUGUGCGGUUGGAUGGAGAGAUCGUGGGCACCUUGUUCAUUACUAGAACGGCCUUUUCUUGCCACAUACACACACACACUGCAUUGUUCAGAAAAUGCAUCGGAUGCUACAUUUCAGCUGGGAUCAGUAUAAAAUGGGCAUCUUGCGGGUGGGAAGCAAUAACAAUAUUUUCUAUACAUGCAAUUUCUUUGUUACACUUGAAGAGCUAUGUGUCAUAUUCCCUGGAGUUUCUACAAUGAAAUAAAGCUAAAAGAUGCCGAGGCGUUCAACAUGCCAUAUACAAACUCUAAGACUUCAUCUAAGAAAGAGAACUGCCAUACCCCCAGUCUGGGGCGAGUGAUUUUAUUAUUCUUAUGUAUUUAUUUUUUUAAUUUUGAUUUUAUUGCUCUGUGCAAAUCGGUAUACGUCGCUGCGAUUUCUGUGUAAUUGCACUGCACUUUAUUUCGACCUGAAUUCUUGUUUAUAUUGGUUCUCCUACCUUUUUAUACACAUUAAAAGAAAGUAUUUAAAUAUGAAA